AUGUUUAGAGCAACCGAAAUACAUCUUUAUAAAUUAUAUGUUUCAAGAGAAUAAGCUUUUCAACUUCUCACUAAAAUUGGGCAUAUGAAAUGUGUUAAUUUAGUCAAUUGUUCAAAUAGUGCAUUUCAUGAGCAUGACUAUUACAAGCAAUUAAAAAUAUGCGAUGAUAUUUAUAAUAAAAUUAGUGAGAUAAAAAAUCUCUUGCAGUUAUAUAAUAAAUAGAUAAAUUAUUGUCCUAAUUAUGAACAAUUCAUAUAAUAUAUUACAAUUACUGAAGAUUAAGCGAUCAAAAUUGAAUAAGAACUAGCACAUAAAUUGCAAUUUAUUUCAAGUCAAUAGACAAAUUUGCAAUAGAUUAUUGAAUAAAGAAAUAUAUGUGAAGAAAAGAUGUAAAUAUAAUAUUUAAUUUAAGUGCAGUAAUAUAAUAUUGCAAAGACUUCAUAUACAAAUUCUCAGGAAUUUAAUUAGGAUAUAUUGUUGGAUGCAUUAAUUCUAUUGAUUCUUUGAAAUUUAAUCGUAUAGUUUUUAGAGUAACAAAGGAAAAUGGAAUUAUAAAAUUUAAGAAUUUAAAUAAUAAUUCAAGGACUAUUUUUACGUUGGUAUUUGCUGUAGGUAAGUAUGAAAAUUUGAAAAACAAAUUACUAAAAAUAUGUGAAGUAUUAAUAAAUUAAUUGAUUUAGGCUUUUAAUGUAUCUGUAUAUUAAUUACCUGAAGAAAUUAAUUUAGAAAAUGAAAUCUCUGAAUUACAGAAUAAAUUACUUAAUCUAGAGAUUGUUAUCUAAAAAACGAAGUAUGAAAUAGAUUAACAGUUGGAUUAUUUUUCUGACAUUUAAGCUAGAAUCCCAUUGGAGUUGGAUUAGGUAUAUGAUUUUGGUUACUGUUCAUACAUUUGCCAGUUAAAAAUUAUUUUAGAUAUGAUUAGUACCACUUAUUAUCAUCUAACAUUUUUUGAAGGAAAAUCUCAAUUUUUGAUUGGUUAAAUAUGGUGUUAGUAAAGUGAUAUAGAAGAAUUAAAAUAAUUUGGGUUUCAAAUUGAAAUUAUGCGAGAUAUCAAUGAAAAUAUGUAUGAACCACCUAGUUUAUUAAAAACAAAUUAAUUUACUUAUAUCUUUUAAGAAUUAGUAAACACUUAUGGGAUUCCAAGAUAUGAUGAAAUAAACCCUGGACUUUUCACAAUAAUUUCAUUUCCAUUUUUAUUUGGUAUGAUGUUUGGGGAUAUUGGACAUGGAGUAAAAUAUUGUCUAUAUAAAGAUACUCUUAACACUUUUUGGUUUCUAUUUAUUGAUCUUUGGUUAAAGAAUCAUAAAAAGAAUUAAAUUAUAAAACAGCAGUGAAUAUCUUGCUUAUUCAGACUUUUAGAGUUUAUAUCAAUGCAGAUAUUUGAUAAUAUUAAUGGGUCUUUUUGCUACUUAUUGUGGUUUUAUAUAUAAUGACUUUUUUUCGAUAUCUUUAGAAUACAAAUUAGAAAAGUUUUAAUUAGGUUUUGAUGGAAAAUGGAGUAUGUCUGAAUUCCAUCUAACAGUAAUGAAUUCUUUCAAAAUGAAAACUGCAAUAAUCGUUGGAGUUACUUAAAUGGUUUUUGGAAUCUUACUGAAAGGUUAGAAUUGCUUAUAUUAGAGAAGAUUUGUUGAUUUUUUCUUUAGCUUCUUACCUGAAUUAGCAUUUAUGCUCUCAACUUUUGGAUAUAUGUCUUUUUUAAUAAUUAUUAAAUGGCUUACUGAUUAUAGUAAUAAUAUGGAACCACCAUCAAUUAUUACAACUUUACUAAAUAUGGUCUUUAAACUUGGCGGUAUUAAUGGACCUGAAAUGUAUCCUCAUUAAGUUUACGUUUAAACUAUUUUAAUUAAAGUAGCCAUCUGCUCUCCAAUAAUUAUGUUGCUUAAGCCUGAGGCUAUUCGUAUCUAAAGGGCGUAUUUUAAUUAAAGAAAUUAAUAAAUUGUUUAUGAUGAAUUAAUAGAACAGUAAAAUCAUUAAGUAGAAUAAAAUCAACAAAAAAAUCAACUAUUUGGCUAAUUAAUAGAAAAUAGAAAAAUUAUAGAGGAUAAACAUUUCGAUUUUUCAGAGAUUUAUAUUGAAAGUUUAAUCUAAUGUAUUGAAUUUAUUUUAGGAGCUGUGUCUAAUACAGCCUCAUAUUUGAGAUUGUGGGCACUUAGUUUGGCACAUUCUCAACUAUCUGAAGUAUUUUUUAAUUCUAUAAAUAUAUUAGGUCUUCUUCAAAAUGUCACUAGAACCAUAAUUGUGUAAUGGAUCAAUUUUCGGGAUUUGUUUUACUUUUAUGAUUUAUGCCUUAGCAACUUUUGGAGUUUUGAUGUGUAUGGACACUUUAGAAUGUUUUUUACAUUCUUUAAGAUUACAUUGGGUAGAAUUUUAGAGCAAAUUUUAUAAAGGAGAUGGCUAUAGGUUCUAAAAAUUUAAUUAUCUUUAUUUUUUAGAUUAGAAAUUUUAAUUUAGUACAAGAAUGUGA
Paramecium sonneborni is the source of this 2464-nucleotide messenger RNA. The record is from the annotation of a GenBank genome assembly. NCBI's taxonomy places the organism in Eukaryota, Ciliophora, Oligohymenophorea, Peniculida, Parameciidae.